Molecule: messenger RNA, 1292 nt
Organism: Agelaius phoeniceus (red-winged blackbird)
Lineage: Eukaryota; Metazoa; Chordata; Aves; Passeriformes; Icteridae
Gene: IDNK
Product: IDNK gluconokinase
Cellular component (GO): cytoplasm
Molecular function (GO): gluconokinase activity
Source: RefSeq, a predicted model, not a curated record
GCGCGGCGGGCCGCCAUGGUGCUCGUGGUGGUGAUGGGCGUCAGCGGCUCAGGGAAGACCACGGUCGGGUCGCGGCUGGCUGAGAAGUUGGGAUGGAAAUUCUAUGAUGCAGACGAUUAUCAUCCUCUAGAGAAUAAGAAGAAAAUGGAAGAAGGGAUACCACUAAACGAUGAGGACAGGAUUCCUUGGCUUUGUGCACUGCAUGAUAUACUAAGGAGAGAAGACACAUCUAGACAAGAUACAAUUCUGGCCUGUUCUGCACUGAAAAAGAUGUACAGGCGUGUGUUAAUUGGUGGAGCAUCUGCAAUUGAAAGCAACCACCCAGAGCAACCAGGAGAAAACCCAGCACUGAAGAUCCUCUUUGUUCAUUUGGAUGGACCUAAGGACAUAAUUGCUGCCCGCUUGAAGAAGCGGAGAGGUCAUUUUAUGCCACUUGAACUUCUCCAGUCUCAGUUUGAUACUCUAGAGCCACCCAGUGCACCAGAAAAUUUCAUUACUGUCAGUCUAGAAAAACCUCUCCCAGAAAUACUCCUACAGAUUGAGACUGCCAUUCUUCGGGGUGAGGCUUUGCCAGAAUAAUUUUCUGAAUGACACAUACAGAAAUUCCCUGAAGGAUAGCAGGGCAAAGAGACAGAAUUUUAAUUAUCGAAUUGAUUAUUAAAUCAAACCAACUUAUUUUUAAGAGCUGGUUUACUACUCUUUUUUUUUUAUCAUGGCUCUGUAAAAGACAUAUAAAAUGUCUUUACAUCUUUUGCAUAUAUAAGAUGCAAGAACUGUUAACUUUUUAAGCCCUUCACUCUAUUAAGUUAAAGUUCUCCUUUUAGUAAGAGCUUGCUUUUGAAAAUUCUCGCAAGGGUCACCCAGAAUAAUUUAUUUUCUUAAUAUUUACUCUCUCCAACACUGAGAUGGGCACAUCUACUAUUACAAGAUUAAAUAAUUUAGAGCUUUGUUAAAAAUAAUGUCAUUUUCCUAGAAGAGGCAGGAACAUGCAUGAUGAAGUUCCGUACGUGACACUACCCCUGUCUCACUGGUGGAUUUUCAUCGAGUUGUAGGUUCUGUGUUUGUAUUCCUGUUGACCUCAGCAGAGCACUGAUGACUUAAUGAGAAUUUUUCUGAUCUCUUACUGUAUGUACCCGCCACCAAACUGAAAAAUGUUAGAAAAAAAAAGGUAGUGGUGGUGAUGCAGUAUACAAAAUUUAAUUGAAUGGAAAGCUUUAGAAAUAAAGUAUAUGUGGCAUCAUACUGACUCUGAACUUAGAGCUUUCAUGUACAAAGUGUACACAUUGCAGUCA